AUGAACAAGGCAGUGAUUGAUUCUACCGAAGGCUGUAAGACAACGACCGAAAAAGUCGAUAAACUAAUUUCUAACACAAUUGCAUUUAUGGAAGCUUACCAAUCCACCUACAACACCAACACCGUUUCUAUCACGAAACUUCAAGAUGAUUUGGCGGUGGAGAGUAAGGUCAUGGAUGCUCUCGCUGUGAAGAUAGAGAAGGUCAAAGUGUUGGGUCUCAAACUAGAAAAUGCUGAGAAAAAGGUCAAGGAUCUGUUAUUUGAAAAGGCAGUUGUACGAAGCUGCAUUUUAGAGGUUACAAUAUUACUUUCAGUUAUCAUUGAGACCAGGGACCCAAUGAUUACCAUCACAGUCUGGAAGCAUUUAGCUGAAAAGUUAUGUCCUGUAUUUGCUAUGCUUCAACGCCUGCAGGGUGUUUCACCUCAUAACUCUUAUUCAAAACAAGGGGGAGAAGGUGGAUCUGGAGUGUCAAGAAACAAACCUCCCAAAGACCCAACCAAACCCAUUGUCAAGACAGAACCUAAGGGCAAGGAAAAACCGAUUGGUGAAGAUCCCAUAAUUAACAAUGACGAAGAAGAAGAACCUGAUGAAGCUGAACUUAAAAGGCGGAAGUCUCGUGAUGCAAAGUUGAAUGAAAAUCAAUGUGUCGUCAAGGAGACUGAGGAGAAAGAAAAAGCCGAAAAAGAAGCUCAAUCCACACUCAAAAGAAAAAUGCUCUUCUUUACCAAGUGGACCCUAAAGCGAAUCCAACAUGAUACUGUGGAUUUGACCAGCCAGUAUUGGUUGGAUCUGGUUGCAUCCUUUGAUCUUCAACAUUCUCAAGAUUUGCAGUUGGAUCUACCCAUUACUCCUAAGGCUUUCAGUGAAGCUCCAAAAGACUUUGAAAAACUAAAGCCAGGAUAG
Molecule: messenger RNA, 903 nt
Organism: Lactuca saligna
Lineage: Eukaryota; Viridiplantae; Streptophyta; Magnoliopsida; Asterales; Asteraceae
Source: the annotation of a GenBank genome assembly